Scatophagus argus is the source of this 1569-nucleotide messenger RNA. It is a transcript of the gene uck1, whose product is annotated as uridine-cytidine kinase 1. Bases 109 to 930 code for a protein of 273 amino acids. Gene Ontology annotation, molecular function: kinase activity; ATP binding. NCBI's taxonomy places the organism in Eukaryota, Metazoa, Chordata, Actinopteri, Scatophagidae. The record is from RefSeq and is a predicted model, not a curated record. The transcript is spliced from 7 exons. Gene Ontology annotation, cellular component: cytoplasm; cytosol.
AGCGUGAGUUCUCGCGAGAACUGCGUGUUGUUGUUGGAACAGAUAGCGCAGCUAGCACACAGCCGAGCUAUCUAAAUUUCUGCAGUCUGUCUUAACUGUUGGACUGCAAUGGCUGCUCUCGGAGCCCUAGACGAGGCAGAGAGGCCACGGCAUCGUCCCUUCCUAAUAGGGGUCAGUGGAGGAACCGCCAGUGGCAAGUCAACAGUCUGCGCCAAAAUCAUGGAGCUUCUGGGACAGAACAAGGUGGACCACCGCCAGAGGAAGGUGGCCAUUAUAAGCCAGGACAGCUUCUACAAAGUCCUGACUCCAGAACAAAAAGCGAAAGCACUGAAGGGCCAGUACAACUUUGAUCACCCAGAGGCUUUUGACAACGAGUUAAUGUAUCAAACCUUGAAGGACAUUGUGGAGGGACGGGUAGUUGAAGUGCCAACCUAUGACUUUGUCACUCAUUCCAGGUUGGAAGACAGGAUCACAGUUUACCCAGCAGAUGUGGUCCUCUUUGAGGGGAUCCUGGUCUUCUACCCGCAGAAAGUGCGGGACAUGUUCCACAUGAAGCUCUUCGUGGACACAGAUUCAGACGUGAGGCUGUCGCGCAGAGUUCUGCGAGACAUGAGCAGAGGGAGAGACCUGGAGCAGAUCCUCACUCAGUACACAACAUUUGUCAAACCUGCUUUUGAAGAGUUCUGUUUGCCUACAAAGAAGUAUGUAGAUGUCAUCAUUCCACGGGGAGUUGACAAUAUGGUGGCCAUCAACCUCAUCGUACAGCACAUCCAAGACAUACUCAACGGUGACAUCUGCAAAUGGCAGCGCAGCCCCAUUAACGGUCGGACCUUAAAACGGGCCAUUUCCGAGCAGAAUGACCUGCAGAACGGAGUCGCUAAUCCUUCGGGAAAGAGGGUCCUGCUGGAGCCCAGUUGUCGACCUCACUGAGACUGUACUGGUGGACAGAUGGGUCCAGACUGUAUGAUAUGAGCCGAGUUUGGAUUAUUACUACUGAUUUGUGCUGGAGGGGUCAGCAAUGCCAAUCUCACCCUCUGCAGCAAAAAAAAAAAACAAAAAAAAUCACCGACAAUCCCACAGUGCAAACAUUCAAUGCUGCAACCUCAUCUUUUCACAGUAAAUACUGGCGCUUAAGCAGUACAAACAGUACAAAUAGAUUAGGCUUUUCACAUGUGACAGUCUUCCAUAACACGGUUUAAUUUUUCAGUCCUGACUGUAGAUAUAUGACCUGUUACUGAAGGAUAGUACAGCUGAGUGUAAGAGGAGUUAUUUAAAAGGUUAAUUUCAGUCUUUUGCACUUUGUCCUUGUAUUUAUGCCUGCUUCUUUGCUGCUUUUAUUGGGAUUAUUAUAUUUAUAGUAAUACUCAACUGUUGUCUUGUUGCUUUCCCUGUUGGUUUUAACUUAUUUAACUCAAAUUCGGCCAGAUGGCUCUGUGGUUUAGCACUCCUAAGUUGAUACUGAAUGCUUCCCGUUUCAGUAUUUACAGCUGAAUACAUGCCUUAAUUUUUUUUAAGUUAAUUUUCCACUUACCAUUCUGUACAACAAUAAAUGGAAAUUCUAUUCUAAAA